Rhododendron vialii is the source of this 1175-nucleotide messenger RNA. RefSeq lists its product as uncharacterized. The transcript is spliced from 5 exons. Gene Ontology annotation, molecular function: catalytic activity. NCBI's taxonomy places the organism in Eukaryota, Viridiplantae, Streptophyta, Magnoliopsida, Ericales, Ericaceae. The coding region runs from base 70 to 1014 and encodes 314 amino acids. The record is from RefSeq and is a predicted model, not a curated record.
UCCAGCCGAAGCUAUUCUGUAUACAAAUGCAACUACCGUCUGUUCAUUCACCAGGAGAGAGAGAGAGAGAUGGUAAACGUGGUGGCAGCAAUGAAGCCACUAAUCCACGGUCUGGUGAAACUAGCCGGGUUGAUCCCCCAGACCGUGGAGAUCGAAACAGGCACCGUUAUGAACUUCUGGGCCCCGAAAGAAACCAAACCCAAAAACCAGACCAAUACAGCGGACAGAAAACCAACCAAGCCCGUCGUGGUACUAGCCCACCCGUUUGCCGGCGACGGUAUCUUGAUGUGGUUUCCCCAAGUCCUAGCCUUAACAUCUCAAUACGCCGUUUACGUUCCCGACCUCAUAUUCUUUGGCGGCUCAACCACCUCCAGGCCCGACCGUUCGGCCGAGUUUCAGGCGGAGUGUUUAGCAAGGGGAUUAAGGAAAUUGGGGGUGGAGAAGUGCACGGUGGUUGGCCUUAGCUAUGGAGGUAUGGUUGGGUUUAAAAUGGCGGCGAUGUAUCCGGAGUUGGUUGAGGCGUUGGUGGCUUCUUCUACAGUUAUUGAAAUGACAGAGUCGAUUGCUAAUCGGAGUCAAAAGAAGAUCGGUAUAUCGCAGUGGUCGGACCUUCUUCUGCCGGAGACGGUGGAAGGUGUUAAGUUCCUUUUCACGGUUGGCCGUCACAAGUGGCCCUGGUUGCCUGAUUUCGUUUACAAGCAGUGUCUCGAGGUGCUUUUUAGCAACAGAAAGGAAAAGGGUGAACUAUUAGAGGCUCUGAUCGUCGGAGACGAAGACUCCACCAAUUUCACUACUUAUCCUCAGAGGAUCCAUUUAUUGUGGGGAGAUGAUGACAAGAUUUUCAACUUGGAUCUUGCCCAAAGCAUGAAAGAGCAAUUAGGAGAAAAGGCCACCCUACAGUGGAUAGAGAAUGCAGGGCACCUUGUUCAGCUCGAACGACCUUUUGCUUACAACAGACAUCUCAGAAGAAUUCUUUCCUCCACUUAUGAUUCCCAACAAUAUCAAAGGAAUUGACUUUCGCGCUCUUAUCUGUAAUAUAUAUUUUGUCUUUGUUAAUGUGAAUUUACCAUAGUAUUAGUACCCUACAUAUGUGAAAAAAUGAUGAAUAAAAACUGCCAAAAGGGAGUGGUCAUGAUUGGUCAAAAAUAACUUCUAAUACUCCCUCUGUUCUCAAA